GGUCACCUCUGCGUGGGAGAUGAUGCUUCUCCCAUCAAAGUUAUAGCCUAUAUAAUUAUGUCGGAUGAGAUAGUCAGUAGAGUUCAAUUCUGUACCGUGACGUGGCAAUAUAACAAUACUUCAUCGGGCAGACCACCAAACCAAACACAGAGCGCAGAUACCCUCACCAAAGCGCAUUAGAAUCUCAUAGCUCGAGAUGAGCGCUUCGUAUCUUCAACAACUUUGCAUACUUCAAUUGGUCUGGUGCCUUGGAUGUUGGAAGGCGACAGAGGCUAGUCCAUACAAAGAGUGUGAACAUGGAAUUGCUUUCAGAAGGGGUUCUGGGAUCCAGACUGAUGUUGGUGAUAUGAUGGGGAGAGAUCAGAAUGAGGAGCAAGUUCAGAAUGUUUUCAAAAGAUUCCUGUUUCACUAUUCAAAGGCCAACUCAGUAGACUCUGUACAGCACGCGUCCCAUUCAGUGCACCCGCUGAUGCGCCUGUCACCCAAACUGUCUCAGAGGAGAAAGAAGCAGCUCAUGCUUUUGGUAAGGACCCUGUGCUGUUUCAACCUUGAUUAGCAGAAUAUCAAUAUUGAAGCAGGAGACAAGGGCACUUCUAACCUGCAAGACCGACUAACUUUAACCAAACCCUUUACAUAAUUUUAAGCAAUUCUGAAAUUAAAUAUUGGUUUGCAGGUCAGCAGUGUCCGUGUAGCCUAUUCUGAUUGAAGCUCAAGUUUGUGAAAGCUUCUCCAGUGCCUUUCUCUUAGAGGUUGAAGACCACAGUCUUUCUGUGGCCAGUCCACAAGGCUCAAUCAAGGUACAAUAUGUACUUUAGACAUAGUAUAUACACUACCCCCGACUAGAAUCUUCACAAUUAAAAGUUAGAACAAAUGCCAAACCAUGACCGAGGUUCUCUCUGUUCCCUGCUACACAGAAGCACUCUGAUGUGUGAUGUAAAAAUCUGACUUUGGAAUAACUGGACAGAAGACAUCAGCAUACUGCAACCCCCCUGAACAUGGAGCACAAAAUGGCAGACUGAGGGACAGACAGAAGCAGCAUCCUCAGUGUUCUCUGGCAAUGGACUUGAUAUUUUUGAGAAAUAAAUUAUUGCAGAUUG
Messenger RNA from Oncorhynchus nerka (sockeye salmon), 1097 nucleotides. RefSeq names its product neuromedin-U-like. The transcript has 6 exons. Bases 197 to 556 code for a protein of 119 amino acids. Lineage: Eukaryota; Metazoa; Chordata; Actinopteri; Salmoniformes; Salmonidae. The record is from RefSeq and is a predicted model, not a curated record.